GUAAAAAUACCAUUUUUCAAACCGGUUAUAUUCCAGAAGAAAACCACUACCAAAAAUGAAUCUCGGUACUACAAAAAAGAUAAUGUGGCCAGUUGCACGCAGAAGAAUGCGAUGCUUAUUCCUCAUCCGGUCACUGCCUUUCUCUUCCCAUAGCUCAUCUUCCCCUUCCAAACCCCAACCACCUCGCUCCCUCUACAACUCUCUUCCCACACUCUCCGCACUAAAAUCUUCCCCUUCUUUUCCGCCUUCAAUUUCGUCUCCUGCUUUCCGUGCUUUCUGUUCAAAAUCCGGAGGAGCAAUGGCGUCGUCGCAGCUACAGAAUCAGGACUAUGUGUCCUACCUCACGCAGCUAGAAGCGGCGGAGAUAGAUGAGACUCUCAUGGGCCCUCUCGGCUUUAGCGUCGAUCAGUUGAUGGAGCUGGCUGGAUUGAGCGUCGCCACAUCAAUAGCUGAGGUCUAUAAACCAGCUGAGUAUAGUCGUGUUCUUGCUAUAUGUGGUCCUGGGAAUAAUGGCGGUGACGGGUUGGUAGCUGCUCGUCAUCUGUAUCAUUUUGGGUAUAAGCCAUUUGUUUGCUAUCCAAAGCAUACCCCCAAGCCUCUUUAUAAUGGUCUGGUGACUCAGCUGGAAUCAUUGUCAAUCCAGUUCUUGUCAGUGGAUGACCUGCCUGCAGAUUUGUCAAAGGACUUUGACAUUUUAGUAGAUGCAAUGUUUGGGUUCUCAUUCCAUGGUACACCCAGACCACCUUUUGAUGAUCUGAUCCAAAGGCUAAUUUACUUACACAAUUAUGAUCAAACACGGCAAAAAUCCCCAGUUAUUGUAUCUGUAGAUAUACCAUCUGGGUGGCAUGUCGAGGAAGGAGAUGUUACCAGUGAAGGAAUUAAACCUGACAUGUUGGUUUCUUUAACUGCUCCAAAAUUAUGUGCCAAGAAAUUUCGUGGUCCACACCACUUUCUAGGUGGUAGAUUUGUCCCUCCAUCUAUUGCACAGAAAUACAACCUUCAUCUCCCUCCAUAUCCUGGUACAUCUAUGUGUGUCCGAAUAGGAAAGCCGCCACAAGUUGACAUAUCAGCUCUUAGAGAGAACUAUAUCUCUCCAGCACUUCUUGAGGAGCAGCUAGAGGUUGAUCCUAUUGAUCAGUUUCGUAAAUGGUUUGAUGAUGCAGUGGCUGCUGGCCUGCGGGAGCCCAAUGCCAUGUGUCUGUCAACAACUGGCAAGGAUGGAAAACCCUCAUCAAGAAUGGUAUUGCUAAAAGGAGUUGAUAGGGAUGGUUUUGUCUGGUACACAAAUUAUGAAAGUCGAAAGGGCCAUCAGUUAUCAGAAAAUCCAAAUGCAUCACUUCUUUUUUACUGGGAAGGUCUUCACCGGCAGGUAAGGGUGGAGGGAUCUGUACAGAAAGUUUCUGAUGAAGAAUCCGAACAGUACUUCCACAGCCGUCCUCAAGGAAGUCAGCUUGGAGCUGUUGUUAGCCAGCAGAGUACCGUGAUUCCUGGAAGGCUUGUUCUGCAUCAUGAAUACAAAGAAUUAGAGGAAAAAUAUUCUGAUGGAAGUUUGAUUCCAAAACCAAAGCACUGGGGUGGAUACAGACUUAAACCUGAGCUUAUUGAGUUUUGGCAGGGACAGCCGUCACGUUUGCAUGACAGGUUGCAAUAUUCCCCUCAAGAGGUCAGUGGAAAACGCAUAUGGAAAGUUUCUCGAUUGGCACCCUGACUAGUAUUUCCAGCUUCUACAUUGUGAAGAUAACCAUCUAUGGUACCUUUCUAUUUCAUAUAGCUCCUUUUUAUGGAAACCUUGAACCUCUCUUUUCCAAAUAUGGUGCAUCUGAAAUUUGUGAGGCUGGAGAGUGUUUGAAUAAUUUGCAUGGGCGGAGUCCCCUAAAUGUUCCAUAGCUUAAGCCUUGAGAUGUACACUGUUCUUUGUGAUAGGAAGCACAAAGGUAGUGACAGUUGCUACAAUACUACAAUUACCCUUCUGUUUUUGUCUCUUUCUGUGUACAAUAAUAACACAAUACUUUU
Messenger RNA from Rubroshorea leprosula, 2013 nucleotides. The record is from the annotation of a GenBank genome assembly. NCBI's taxonomy places the organism in Eukaryota, Viridiplantae, Streptophyta, Magnoliopsida, Malvales, Dipterocarpaceae.